AUGGCUGGCUCCAGUAUGCGCGGCGUAUGGGCAAGUACACUAAAUGGCACCUCCUUUGCAACAUUGGAUAUUCGGGAGUUGCUCAUCAGGAAAUUGGUCCAAGCGACGGGCUUUGCCUGGGCAGACCUAAAAGCUCGCACGCAAUUCGGCGCCAUGCCUCGCUUGCUGGACGACGGAUACCUAACAGGCGACUCGCACGUCUGGUGCGAGGGCCGGACGGAAUGGAAGAAGCUUCGGGAAACAGACGAUCUGAAAUACCUGACGGACGCGGACGAGGGCGAUGGCAGGCCCAAGAAGGCCAGGCGGGCCAUGGCCCCAGGCACCGAGCUGGAGGCGCUGGACGCGGAGCUGGCAGCCAUGAGGGCGGAGAAGGCGGCCAAGGUUGGGGUUGCAAAUGCCGACGGCGGCGACGAGGGGGCGGGUUCAAGGCCAGUUGAUGCGCCGGAUACCCCCGAGGAGCUGGAGUUUGAGGAUGAUGACGGGACGGUGUAUGUGUGGGAUAAGAGGCUGCGGAAGUACAUGCCCAAGGAAGGGCAUCUGCCCGACAAGGCCGCGCCGGCACCGGAGGACAUCGGAUACGACAUUGACGCGAUGACGUACCAGCCCGAGGAGGAGGUGAUUCCCUCCUUGGCGGAGGCGCGGGCAGCGGAGGCGGAGGCUCAGGCGGAUGAGGCCCAGAAGCGGGAACGGAAGAAAGCCGGGCAAGGCGCGAGCACCAGCGACCCCAAAGGCGACAUCUCCGUUGCCGCAGCAACAGCAAAUGGUGCUGACGGGGCUGGCAAGGCCGCCGCCGCCUCCGCAGCAGCAGCAGCAGCGGCUGACAAGAGGAAAGAUGCGCAGGGCGCCGCGGCUGGUAGAGGGACGAAGCGGCCGGCGGAAGGGGAGGAGGGGGCCACGAGUGGCAACGGUGGCGACGACGGCGGGGAGGAGGAUGGCGCGGCGGCGAGCAAGAGCAAAAAAGCCAAUAAGGGCGGCGGCAAGAAAGACGACAAGCAGUCGAACUGGUUCGAUCUCAAGAUUAACACCAACGUGUACGUGACGGGCUUACCGCUAGAUGUGACCGUCCAGGAGAUCAAUGAGGUGUUCAGCAAGUGUGGGAUUGUCAAAGUGGAUGAGAAGGGGCAUCCGCGGAUAAAGCUGUACAAGUGGGUAAAUGGGGACAAGGCCACGGGGCUUCUUAAGGGCGAUGCACUGGUGUCGUACCUCAAGGAGCCUUCCGUUGAGCUGGCCUGCCGCUUCCUACAUCAAUCGCAGUUCAGGUCCUGGCGAGUCUCUCUUGAGCUGUGCGUCAGGCCGGGUUCUGGGCCGUUGAUGACGGUGGAGCCAGCCAAGUUUGAGAUGAAGGGCGAGACCUACAAGCCCAAGGUCUCCAACAAGAAGGAGAAGAAGAAGCAGCUGGCGCAGCUGGAGCAACGAGCUCUGGGCUGGGGUGGCUUCGACGACAAGGCGCCGCCGGAGAAGACGACAGCAGUGCUCAGCAAUAUGUUUGCAACCGACGACUUUUUGGAAAACAUGCUGCUGGCAGGUUGCACCAAGUUGGGUACCAUUGAAAAGGUCCGCAUCUUCAAGCACAACCCGCAAGGCAUUGUGACGGUGCGCUUCCGCACGCCUGAGGCAGCGCACCAGUGCGUCGCGCUCAUGAACGGCAGGUACUUCGGCGGCCGACAGCUGCACGCGUUUAUGUGGGACGGGUUCACCAACUAUAACGUCAAGCCCAAGGAAACACCGGAAGAGGAGCAAGCGCGCUUGGAGGCGUUUGCUAGAGAGCUUGAGGCCAAGGGUGAGACUGCGGCGGCCGCGGCGGCAUCUGCAGCAGCUGCCGCCGCCGCGGGUAAAGCAGCGGAGGCGGCGCGGGCGGCCGAAGCACCGAAGGAGGAGGAGCCUCAGGGCUAG
Volvox carteri f. nagariensis is the source of this 1893-nucleotide messenger RNA. RefSeq lists its product as uncharacterized. Bases 1 to 1893 code for a protein of 630 amino acids. Gene Ontology annotation, molecular function: RNA binding. The record is from RefSeq and is a predicted model, not a curated record. Gene Ontology annotation, biological process: mRNA splicing, via spliceosome. The transcript is spliced from 16 exons. NCBI's taxonomy places the organism in Eukaryota, Viridiplantae, Chlorophyta, Chlorophyceae, Chlamydomonadales, Volvocaceae. Gene Ontology annotation, cellular component: U2-type spliceosomal complex; U2 snRNP.